GGUGCUGCACGUCAUUGACAAAAUUCCCAGAUUUACGCUCGCGAGCAUUGUUGGACUUAGAUUCGCACAUCAGACGACUUACAGGCCUUUGUCGAAGAAACAAGAACAAAACAUGUCGGAAAAGUACGUCCUCCGCAUCUCGGCGGGCUCCAGCUACGACGAGUCGGACCAUGUCGUCGUGCCCAUCAACAGCGUCGAUCCCAUCUCUAUCAAAGGCGACAAAGGCGAUAUUGAGCUCAACGUAAGAAUACAGGGCUACAAUGGACUGCCCAUUAACUCGCCCGACACAUCGCCGUACUUUUCUACCGAACCCCAUGCCUACAACCAGGACCAGUACAGCAUUUCGCUCCGCUUCACCCCGCACAAGUCCGCCUCUGCCGGCGCCGACGAUGCGGGCAUCAACGGAAACGAUCUCCAGUUUGGAAACGACUUUGACCGGCCGAUCCGCGAUAGACUGCCGCCCGGCUUCAACACGGCACUGAGCAUCGUCAAGUGGUGGAUCGAUCCUGGACUGGACGGCGACGCCUAUGCAGAUAAACCCUACCUGUACGGCCCGGCGCUAAGCUCGUUCAACGUCAUGCAUGUCGGACAGGGCGAACUCGACAAGGAAAAGGGCGGCCUCUGGUUCGAAGAGGGUGGCGACGAAGAAGGCCAAAAGGCGCGUGACGAGGUCGGCAUGCCCGUCACAGGUAAAGCCAGAAUGAAGUGGGCGUUGACGGACGCCAAUAAGGAGAAGUGGACGUUUGAGUAUGGCAAGACGUACGGAUUCGACUUUUUCAACCCAUACAUUGACUUUGCCAAGUUGGCUCUUAAGCUGCCUGGGUUCCAGUUGUCUCUUGCGAGCUACUGGGACGGCCAGCCCGUUAGGUCAGACAGGCGCUCACACAGGCUUAGAUAUGUGUUGCGGAAUAAGUCGACAGAGGAGGUGUACAUGGUGAUUGUGUUUACGCUGUUCUUGAAGGAGGAUAUCAACGAAAAUGGGUCGAUUAAGGAGGGUGCUGAGCAGCGUAUUGCGGAGAGUGUUGGUGCUGUUGAACAUGAGGAGCAUGAUGAGGAGGAGGCGCUGAAGAAGGCGAGAGAGGAGCUGGGCACACCGCCGCACGAGACUAGCACGGAUGAUGUGGAUUAAUCACGAUUAAUAGUAACGAAUUUAUGAAGAACAGGAAAAGCAAUAAAAGUAUGGCGAUACGCUGAGUUGAAGUGUUGCACCGCGCUGUGUGUUACCAACGUUAGGGGUUGGAAGUGUUUCAUUGUUGUAUACAGAUGGACAAGCCAAUAAACCCAGCUCCCCAGUUUGAGAGGUCCAGUAGUGCCUUGGGUUUCACCGUGAAGU
This is a messenger RNA of [Torrubiella] hemipterigena, 1333 nucleotides long. The record is from the annotation of a GenBank genome assembly. NCBI's taxonomy places the organism in Eukaryota, Fungi, Ascomycota, Sordariomycetes, Hypocreales, Clavicipitaceae.